UUGGUCGGCGUGGCGUCCAGCUGGAGGGAGGGAGUCAAAGCGCGCGCCCCCGCCCCGGACCCGGACCCACGCCUCACGCCUCACUCGGAGGGCGGCAAGAAGAAGGAAGGAAGGAAGGAAGGAAGGAAGGAAGGGGAGAAGGCCUCGCACCCCGCCAUGAGCACCCUGCCCCCCAAGGAGAGCGAGCACAGCGGCGGAAGCAGCGAGGAGGAGGUACGGACACUCUUUGUCAGUGGCCUUCCCGUGGACAUCAAACCCAGAGAACUUUACCUGCUUUUCCGGCCAUUCAAGGGUUAUGAAGGAUCGCUGAUCAAACUAACAUCAAAACAGCCGGUAGGUUUUGUUACCUUCGACAGCCGGUCUGGUGCGGAAGCUGCAAAGAAUGCAUUGAAUGGCAUCCGCUUCGACCCGGAGAACCCCCAGACGCUGCGGUUAGAGUUUGCUAAAGCCAACACCAAGAUGGCCAAAAGCAAGCUGAUGGCCACACCGAACCCCACUAACCUCCACCCUGCACUCGGAGCGCACUUCAUUGCACGGGACCCUUAUGACCUGACUGGAGCAGCCCUGAUCCCGGCAUCUCCAGAGGCCUGGGCCCCCUACCCACUCUACACCACGGAGUUGACCCCUGCCAUCCCACAUGCCGCUUUCACGUAUCCAGCCGCCGCCGCAGCCGCUGCCGCCCUUCACGCUCAGAUGCGCUGGUAUCCUCCGUCCGAAGCCACCCAACAAGGAUGGAAGUCUCGUCAAUUCUGUUAGUUUUAACUCGCCUCUUGGCCCACAUUCCCCUCCUUGUCUCUCCGCGGAGCGAUGUGCCAGGGAUGAAGUAGUCUGUGGAUCGCUGGAAACCUUCCCUCCAACCCCUUCCUGUGGACGCCGGCAAGGUGCCCAAUUGCAGUAACGCUCCCUUUUUUGUGACCGACUCCGUGGGCUUCCCGUCCGUCCGAGACUGUGAACGGCCUCUUUCCCAACCCCCUCGGCUGCAUGGUCUGUGUCGCUCUUGCUUGCUCGCUUGCUUGCCUGCCUGCCUCCCUUUACUAACCCCCUCCCAUUGCUGCGUUUCCCCUUCUUUUGGAGAGACCAGUUCUCCACGAGAGACCCCUUUUGUGUCCCCAGCCGAGGCGCUGGCGUGAAACGUGGUCUAGCCGUGUACAGUGCAAUAUCCAAGCCUUUCCUCUCCUAAACCUUGUUGAUGCAGCUCCGCCGACGACGGUAGCGAAAGACGAUCGGUUUUGCAUGUUUUUCUGGCAUGAAUUUAAAACACUUUAAAACUCGGUGGGUGUGUGCGUGUGUGAGUGUGCAAAGCUUGUUUUUGUUCUGGCGUUUGUGUCACCAUAGCAGCGGGUUUUGGCCUAGCUAUUGAUCACUGAAGUUUUUUUCCCAUCUUGCUUCUGUGAAGACUUGGCUUCUAAAAAACACUAUCCUAGUUUGGCCCUGUCCUGGUUUUUUCCCUUUCAGCCUUCUCAUUUUCUUCUUUGACUCGACUUUCCUUCUCCAAAAGUACAAUGCACUGGGUUCCUUGUCCAUUUCCCCCUUCUCCUCUUCCAGUUCAAGUCAGGGUUGUGUUUUGUUUUUCCUGUCAAGCUUCUAUAUAUAGAACAUCUGUAAAAUAUUUGACCUUUUUUUCCCUCCACAUCCCUCUGAUUGGAGAGAAUCCAGUCUUGCCAAAUAAUCAGCCAUCCUUAUGGGAAUAUCGAACAAAGAUGUACGAGUAUUUUUGUACCAUGUGUAAUAAGGAAAUAUUUAUGCAUCAUAAAAAAAAAGAUUUUGUGUGGUUUUGUGCAAUUAAUUAUUAUUAUUAUUAUUAAAGAGAAACUGUAAUCUGUAAGAUAAGUUUAAUGUUCAGUUUAAAAGCUUGAAGAGAGAAAAAAAGACUUUUUUUCUGUAACUGAUUCAGUCAGGCAUAGUAACAAGAAAUUGUGCAAUUUUUCGUUGACAUUUUAUUGCUUGGUAUUUGGAAGUGCUUUAAGUAUUAUAUUGGACCAUGGCUGUCUCACUUGUAUUAAAAUUCUUGAGAAUAAGUUGCUAUAUCCUAUGAGAAUGUGAAACUGGAUAAUAUAUGAAUUGUACUCA
Molecule: messenger RNA, 2070 nt
Organism: Anolis carolinensis (green anole)
Lineage: Eukaryota; Metazoa; Chordata; Lepidosauria; Squamata; Anolidae
Gene: rbpms2
Product: RNA binding protein, mRNA processing factor 2
Exons: 8
Coding region: 157-756 (199 amino acids)
Biological process (GO): negative regulation of smooth muscle cell differentiation
Molecular function (GO): mRNA binding; protein homodimerization activity
Source: RefSeq, a predicted model, not a curated record